Alternaria burnsii is the source of this 747-nucleotide messenger RNA. RefSeq lists its product as uncharacterized. Gene Ontology annotation, molecular function: RNA binding. Gene Ontology annotation, cellular component: cytosol. NCBI's taxonomy places the organism in Eukaryota, Fungi, Ascomycota, Dothideomycetes, Pleosporales, Pleosporaceae. The transcript has 2 exons. The record is from RefSeq and is a predicted model, not a curated record. The coding region runs from base 1 to 747 and encodes 248 amino acids.
AUGUCUUCAGCAGGACGUGGCCGCGGCGGCAAGUUCAACAAGGUCAAGCGCGGAGGCGGCAAGAAGUUCUCGCGCGACCUACAACCGCUGAAUGCAGAUGGCGAGGUCGUCGGCAUGUGGGGUGACCAACCCGACAAAGUCGACGAGGAGUCCUCUGAAGAAGAAGAAUCUUCCGAGGAAGAGUCCGGCGAGGAGGCUGGCAAGCCCGAACAAGAAGAGUUGACGCGUGAGCAGCGCCGUGAACUCGCAAAGAAGCGCAAGGCGGCCGCGAUUGCGAAGAAGUCACAGAAGACCCCCGAGGCAGGCGACAUGCCCACCGACUCCUCUGAGGACGAAGACGAUGAUAUGCCCGCGAACCCAAAUCACACUGCAAAAGCCCGUACACAAGCCACAAAGGCCCCUGUCGAUCCAGAAGCUGAGCCCAUCGCUAAGGGAAAGGGAAAGCAACAGGACCUCUCCCAGCUCUCCCGCCGCGAGCGUGAGGCUCUCCAGGCGCAAGCCAACAAAGAUCGAUACGACAAACUACACGCUGAGGGCAAGACUGAGCAGGCGCGAGCCGAUCUGGAGCGCUUGAAGCUGGUUCGUGAGCGCAGGGACGCUGAGGCUGCGCGAAAGAAGGCUGAGGCAGAAGAGCGUGCUGAGCUGGAGAAGGAGAAGAAGGAGCUCAUGGAGCGUGAGAACAGGCGGCGAGAGCAGGCCAAGGGCAAGGCCGAACGUCUUGCUAAGGGCGGCAAGAAGAAGGCCUAG